Molecule: messenger RNA, 432 nt
Organism: Trichoderma aggressivum f. europaeum
Lineage: Eukaryota; Fungi; Ascomycota; Sordariomycetes; Hypocreales; Hypocreaceae
Exons: 1
Coding region: 1-432 (143 amino acids)
Biological process (GO): protein folding in endoplasmic reticulum; autophagosome assembly
Cellular component (GO): membrane; EMC complex; endoplasmic reticulum
Source: RefSeq, a predicted model, not a curated record
AUGUCGGAACAGGAGCUGCAGAUCAACCCCAUUGUCCAGGACUCAGUCGCCCACAACACAAAGGUACGGCCAAUCCCCUCCCUCGUACCCAUGAGUGGUGCCGCCAUUCUGACUUGUUCUAACCUCAUCUCCGCGGAGCAGGCUCUCACCAAUCUUCACAGCUUGACGGCGUCCCUCUUUGGCGUUGCUGCUGGGAUUCUUGGUCUCGAGUCUUACUAUGGCUUCUUGUUCUACAUUGCCUUCUCAAUAACAACCAGCCUUCUGUUCUACAUCCUCCAGAUUGCGCCAAGCUCUCUGGGAGAGGGCCGCUCCGUCCUCGAUUCUGGUCGUUACUACAGAGGCGCCCUGGAAAUCUGGACUGGCGGCAUCUUCAAUGGCUUGCCCGGAUUCAUAUUGACGUGGACUCUAUUCUACGGCUUAGUGAGAGCUUGA